Molecule: messenger RNA, 201 nt
Organism: Penicillium waksmanii
Lineage: Eukaryota; Fungi; Ascomycota; Eurotiomycetes; Eurotiales; Aspergillaceae
Exons: 2
Coding region: 1-201 (66 amino acids)
Source: RefSeq, a predicted model, not a curated record
AUGUCUAUCAUUGACUUGCCAUAUUCGGGAGUCCCUUACGUGGUCAAGUCGUACAGAGCCGAGCCCAUUCUAAGACGGUUAUUGGAUAUCGCCCUCUCCUUUUUAACCCCAGUCCUCCACGAGGGUGAUCAUCCCGUCAGCAAGUAUGUCGUCUACGGCAACAAGCUGCAUGGCCCGACGCUCUCCGCGGCAUACUCGUAA